Molecule: messenger RNA, 1352 nt
Organism: Paramuricea clavata
Lineage: Eukaryota; Metazoa; Cnidaria; Anthozoa; Malacalcyonacea; Plexauridae
Source: the annotation of a GenBank genome assembly
GUCUAGUUCGAUGACUGUAAAUGUUGUAGAGAUGAGCCGAUUAAUAGGUAUUCUCGUGUUUUCCUAGGUCGUGCGUGGGGAAGAGAUCGUGAUCAAGGACGUGCUUGGGGUCGUGACCAGGACCGUGGCGCAUGGAAUCGUGAUCAAGACCGCGGACCACGUGGUGGUUUUAACCGAGAGGAUGAUCGUGACCGUCCAGCAUGGGGUCGAGACCGUGACGGUGGUGAUCGGGGCCCAGGGCCUCGUGAUGGCCCUCCUCGUGAUGGCCCUCCUCGUGAUGGCCCUCCACGUGAUGGCCCUCCACGUGAUGGCCCUCCUCCCAGAGGUAAGUUGCUGCCCCUCACUUCUGUGUUGAUCAGUUGAUGGAGGUUGGGGGUAAAGAAGUGGCGGGCUUACAACUGCUCAGUGACUAAUUAUUGUUGCUUUUUUUAGGUGGGUUUAGGGAAGACGGUGAUUCCUGGCGUGGCAGCCGAGGUCCCCCUAGGGAUGAUCGUGGCCCACCUCCUCGCUCCGGUGGAGGCGACCGUUACCCAGAUGAUCAAGGUCCCCCACGACGUCCUGAUGACAGAGAAGGUGGGGGACGAUGGAGGAACCGAGAGGAUGAUAGGGACCCAGGACCAUGGCGACGUGAUGGACCGUCUGGUGGACGCUCUGAAGGUAUUUUCAUACAAUUAGAGAUGAUUGCUCGAAAUUGUAGUUUUUGGGAAGUAAUAAGCAAGCUCGAUACUAAAAAGUUUUAAUUUCAAAUAAAAUUGCAAAACUUUGUAAAAAUUGUGCAAAAUCUGUAAUCACGAUGCAAACAUUUCUACAUACUGUAUGCAGAAAGUUUUAUAUUUAACUUACCCAGGAAAUUUUUAUUUUGGAUUUUGCUGGCAGGAAGUGAAAUAUAUUUUCUUGGUUUAUUUCACUGUAGGUCAUGCUAGUGCUUACACUUGUAAAGAUAUGAGAAGUUUUUGAAAUGUAUUUGCGAGAAAAAGGACUCAUGUUUCAAUUUCCUAUCAUUUGUUUUAGGUCGUUCAUGGUCGGCGGCUCGUAAAGGGGGCAGCGGUGCCACUGGUGAUCGUGACCGGAAGCCAGAAGGGGAUAACAGUGAUGGUUGGACUACAGUUGGUGGUCGCUAGGUAUAUCUAGGUACAUAUGAAAUCAUAUUAGUAAAAUUAGCCGUUCGUUAAUAUCCGAGUAGACUAGGGACGUACUAUUGAAAGUUUGAGACAAAAAUUUAUUAUCUGGUAUAUAUUGUUAAACCAGGCAUGCCAGGUCUUAAAAUAUCCUCGAAAAAUCCAGUCAAUGAAAGAGCACUUCAAAAUUUAAAAUAUAACUUCUAAUAAACAAAAUGGAGAUACUCUUUGUUG